This is a messenger RNA of Pimephales promelas (fathead minnow), 3529 nucleotides long. RefSeq names its product potassium voltage-gated channel subfamily A regulatory beta subunit 1a (gene kcnab1a). Gene Ontology annotation, cellular component: membrane; cytoplasm; juxtaparanode region of axon. The record is from RefSeq and is a predicted model, not a curated record. NCBI's taxonomy places the organism in Eukaryota, Metazoa, Chordata, Actinopteri, Cypriniformes, Leuciscidae. Gene Ontology annotation, molecular function: transmembrane transporter binding; voltage-gated potassium channel activity; potassium channel regulator activity. Gene Ontology annotation, biological process: transmembrane transport; regulation of potassium ion transmembrane transport; potassium ion transport.
UAAACGGACGUGGACGACUGCCUGCUGCUCAUUCCCGUCCGAGCGAGCGCAGAUGAAGCGUCACUGCUGAGCUCAACAAACACACAGAAAGAGAGGGCAUAAGCGCAUUAGCCACAUAUCGUUAUCAUCUGGAGGAAGUGAGUGAAUGUGUGUGUGUCUGAGGGAGUGUAAGAACAGAGGAAGACCUCAGAAGUGUGGAUUUAUGCUGUCCCGUCUUCCCCUCCUCCUCCUCCUCCUUCAUCAGACCAUGCGAGGAUCCUCUCGGCGCUUCGGGAAUCUCCUCUCCUCCUCCGGACUCGUAACUUUGACUGUCGUGUUUUUCACGAGGAACAUCCUGAAGAAGGAGCGACGCAACUUUUGAACUGUGUAGACGUCUCCUUUUUCCUUGUGCUCAAUAAUUGAUGCUGUUUCUCUGCGGCCGCUGAUCCACGGGACGGGAACGGACCCCUGCAUGAUCCCUCAUUGUGUCCUCUCUGUGUUGUAGACUCUUCCUCAUCCUCCUCAUCCAGCAUGCAGGUCUCAAUCGCUUGCACAGACCACAAUCUGAAGGGUCGGAACGGGGACCAUGGGAAAUCGAACGCCACCAGUCCGAACGUGGUCAACGCGGCGCGGGCCAAGUUUCGCACGGUCGCCAUCAUCGCCCGGAGCUUCGGCUCUUUUACCCCACGCCAACACAUCUCCCUCAAAGAGUCCACCGGAAAACUCACCGGCAUGAAGUACCGGAAUCUUGGUAAAUCUGGAUUGAGAGUCUCAUGCCUCGGUCUGGGCACUUGGGUGACAUUUGGAGGGCAGAUAUCAGAUGAGGUGGCGGAGCAGCUGAUGACUAUAGCGUAUGAGAGCGGGGUGAACCUCUUUGACACCGCAGAGGUGUACGCUGCUGGAAAAGCUGAAGUCAUACUGGGAAACAUCAUCAAGAAGAAAGGCUGGAGGCGAUCCAGUCUGGUUAUCACCACAAAGCUCUACUGGGGUGGAAAAGCCGAGACCGAACGAGGCCUUUCUAGGAAACACAUUAUUGAAGGUCUCAAGGGCUCUUUGCAGAGAAUGCAGCUGGAAUAUGUAGAUGUGGUCUUCGCCAACCGGCCCGACAGCAACACACCGAUGGAGGAGAUUGUCAGAGCCAUGACCUACGUGAUAAACCAGGGCAUGUCCAUGUACUGGGGAACCUCGCGAUGGACAGCGAUGGAAAUAAUGGAGGCGUACUCUGUAGCGAGGCAGUUUAACCUGAUUCCUCCAGUGUGUGAGCAGGCGGAGUAUCAUCUCUUCCAGAGGGAGAAGGUCGAGGUUCAGUUGCCGGAGCUCUACCAUAAGAUAGGUGUGGGCGCCAUGACAUGGUCUCCGUUAGCCUGUGGGAUCAUCACUGGAAAGUAUGAAAAUGGUAUCCCAGAAUCCUCUAGGGCAUCUAUGAAGUCGUACCAGUGGCUGAAAGACAAGAUCGUGAGUGAGGAAGGACGAAAGCAGCAGGCGAAGCUGAAGGAACUCACUCAUAUUGCUGAGAAGCUUGGCUGUACUCUGCCUCAGCUGGCCGUAGCCUGGUGUCUGCGGAACGAGGGAGUGAGUUCAGUCCUGUUAGGAACCUCGAAUGCAGAGCAGUUAACUGAAAACCUGGGAGCCAUUCAGGUACUUCCAAAGAUGACAUCCCAUAUAGUCUCAGACAUUGAUCAUAUACUUGGGAACAGGCCAUACAGUAAGAAGGACUACCGGUCCUAGUGGGUCCGGACACACACUCAUGGUGAAGAGAGGUGUGUGUGUGUAGCAGUGUUCGUGCCCUAGUGGUUCCUGCUCCAAAUCUGUUUCCAUCAUCGGUCUGACCUCUCUCUCUGAAGCCUUAGAGUGCCGUCCUCCAUAAGCUGUACCCCGUUUCUGCUGGUGCGCCUUUACACCCCAACACCACAGCGAGAAUCCCACAACUGGUGUCAGGAGAGACCUUACAUAAACACCCAUGACCCACGCUCUCAAACCCAUCAGCCACUGGGACGCUGCAGGUAUUAACACACAGUGGAGGAACGGCGCAUGUCGCCCUCUUGUGUUCGAGUACAGCAACUGCAAACCGGACUCGGUGGAACAAUGUGCAUUCGUAUAGAUUGGAGCCUGUGCAAGAACACCUGUAUGAUAUAUUAUGAGUGAUAUUUGAAUGCGUGUUUGCUUCAUUAUGUGAGCCAUAUGUACGUGUGGUGGAAAAAUAACUCAAUGCACACCUCGGACCUUGGAAAUUACUUGAAUGAGGGUAGCAUAUGUGAUUAUUGAACAUGCAACCGACCUCAGUCCACACUGCAGUAUAAUAUACAGUGUUAAAGUUGAUCCGACAUGCAUAGAGUAUAUUAUUAUACCAGCAUCCUAAUGCAUUCAUGGUAAUGUCUGAUUAUAAACGAGUGACUUGAUUUUUCUUUAGUAACAGUAAGGAAGUAAAGAAGUGUGCUUAGUUGUAUUAAAUGUGCACUUCAAAUCUUAAUUUCAAUGCAUUUUACUUUUAAAGGACACUUUCAGUUUCUUAACACUUAAUUUGACUUUUUUUUAAAAGGUUUUAUAUUUUACAUCAGUGGUUUUUGAUCAUCUUUUGUCAUUUAAAGUAGUAUUGAUGUGUUGACUAACAUACCAGAGCAUAUCUAAAGUGCGUGCUUAUAAUUAUUAUAUUUAAAGCUACUAUAUUUUAAAUUAAAAAUUUGAAGUUCGUUUACAAAUUAUUAAUAUUAAAUUCAUGACACAAGUUAACAGAUUUUUUAAGUAUCUUUAAGUUUAUCACAAAUGCUUAUUAAAUUCAGCAGCACACUUUACCUAUAUUUCAAAGACCGUAUAAUAUAAAAGAUUUUGUAAUUAAGUCCUACUUAAGUGGGUCAAAAUAUACACUAAAGUUCAGAGAUAUGCAUUUAUUUAAUACAUUUUCACUGAAUUAAAAUGCAAUUAACAUUUAAGUAUAUUAUUACCAUGAAAAUGUAUUAAAUCUACUUAAGUGGGUCAGAAUACACUCUAAAGUUCAGCUAUGUAUUUAAUACAUUUUCAUUGAAUUAAAAUGCAAUUAACAUUUAAGUAUAUUAUUACCAUGAAAAUGUAUUAAAUGCAUAUAGCUGAACUUCAGAGUGUAUUUUGACCCACUUAAGUAGGACAUAAUUACAAAAUCUUUUUAUCUUGUCUUUGAAAUAUACUGCAAAAUUUAAAAUGAUAAAGAUACUUAAAAAAAUCAGUUGAAACUUGCGUCAUGAAUUUAAUAUUAGUGUUUAAGUGUAAUAAUUAUAUGCUUUGGUAUGUUAGUCAACACAUCAAAAUAAGUGUAAUUCUUUAAAGCAUGACAAAAGAGUAUCAAAACUUACUUUAAAUUAAAACCUUUUAAAAAGCCCAAUUAAAUGUUAAGCAACUGAAAGUGUCCUUUAAUUUAAUUUUAAUUAGUAUUUUUUUACUUUUAAGAUUUGAAGUACAUAAUUAAAAUGCAAUUAAGAUUUAAGUAUAUUAUUUCCACAAGUACUAUCUUUUUUUUUUCUUUUUUUUAAAGUAUGCCUAUUCUUUUUUACAAGGGUUAGUUCACCCAAAAUGUCAU